This is a messenger RNA of Dovyalis caffra, 738 nucleotides long. The record is from the annotation of a GenBank genome assembly. Lineage: Eukaryota; Viridiplantae; Streptophyta; Magnoliopsida; Malpighiales; Salicaceae.
AUGGACAUUAUUGAUAAUAUUUCCGAGUACCAAAAUUACUGGGAUACUAUCAGGUUUUGGAAUGAAGAGCUUAAUUUUAGUUGGGCAACAAAUGAUCAGCAAUUAAAUCUGGAGUACUAUGAUUCAAGCUCGCCGGACGGAACUGCUUCGACAAUGUUAGCCCCUAAAAAUACUGUUUCAGAGAGGAACAGGAGGAAGAAGCUUAAUGACAAGCUCUUAGCACUUAGAGAAGCAGUCCCCAGAAUCAGCAAAAUGGACAAGCCUUCCAUAAUCAAAGAUGCUAUUGAGUACAUCCAAGAUUUGCAAGAACAAGAGAAGAGACUCCAAGCUGAGAUAACGGAACUAGAAUCCCAAAGAUUGAUGAAAGAUCCUGGUUACGACUAUGAGCCUGAGCUAUCAGUCUUGUUAAGAUCCAAGAGAACAAGACAUGACCAAAUUUGGGAUCGCAGGUUGGCUAGAAGUUGUCCUAUUGAAGUUCAUGAACUUAGCAUUACUUAUAUGGGAGAGAACACUCUGUUCGUGAGCUUGACAUGCAAGAAAACAACAGACACCAUGAUUAGGAUUUGUGAGGUUUUUGAAUCUUUGAAGCUGAAAAUCAUCGCAACAAAUCUUACUACUCUCUCAGGGAUGGUCAAGAAUACAGUGUUGAUAAAGGUAGAUGAAGAAGAGAAAGAGCAUAUGAAGAUAAAAAUUGAAAGAGAGCUGUUUCAGCUUUUAGAUCCACAUACUGUCCCAUAA